Rhodamnia argentea is the source of this 658-nucleotide messenger RNA. RefSeq names its product gibberellin-regulated protein 9. The coding region runs from base 127 to 486 and encodes 119 amino acids. The record is from RefSeq and is a predicted model, not a curated record. NCBI's taxonomy places the organism in Eukaryota, Viridiplantae, Streptophyta, Magnoliopsida, Myrtales, Myrtaceae. The transcript has 4 exons.
UCAUCCUCCUGAACUUUGCGUGGAGCGGUUGCAUGUGAUUCUCUGCCAAGGACAAGGACUCGAAGCCUUGUAUAAAACCAGAGCCGCCUCCACGCGCAGAUCCCCUCUCUCUCCUGUGUUCACCAGAUGAAGAUGAAGAUGAAGCUUGCUCUUCUUUUCGCCGUCGCCCUUCUUUUGGUCCAGGCUUUUGCAGAGGCUUCGUCGGCAACUGAUGCCAGUCACGCUCUCGCCAGUAUGAAUGGAGGAGGGAGUGGGAGGAUUACCAACAUCGACAAACGAUAUCAACACCAUCCUCGCAAGAUCAAUUGCGGCUACGCUUGUGCGAGGAGAUGCAGCAAGUCGUCGCGCAAGAACGUGUGCCACAGAGCGUGCAAGACGUGCUGCGCGAGGUGCCACUGCGUGCCGCCCGGGACCUAUGGCAACAAGAGCGCCUGCCCUUGCUAUGCCAAGCUCAAGACCCAUGGAAACAGACCCAAGUGCCCUUGAAAUAGCAGCUCUCAAACGUCCUUGUUCUUUGGUUUUACCCAAUUUAAUGUACUUGAUGUGUAAUAAUGUGAGUUGAGUUUCUCCCUGAUUGGUGAGUGCUUUUGUUGAGCUGGGAAAUUAUCUGCUACUUGAAUGAUGAUGCCAUUAAUAAUCAACAUCGACCUUCUUAUUA